UCAAGUUCCAGUCUGAUAUUCAAUAGCAGUAAAACAAAUUCUAAACAUGGUUGGCAUGUGGUAAUUGUUUUGAGAAAUGGACCAAAGCAAGACGACCUGGGCCAUAAAGGCCAGAGCCACCCGCGUUUACCGCGAAUGUUCACGAUGAAGAGGUCGUCAACUGUGUUUUGUAUUCUUUCCCUUCUUUUACAAUUUAAUUUCAUUAUAUUUAGCUCCAUAUUCGUUCCUACAUAGGGAGCGAGGUUUUCUGUUUGAUCGGGAGGUCAGCUACAUCCUUAAAAGAUCAGGUCUCUAAGGUAACAUCCUUUUUUGGGUUGUUUAUGAAAUCAUAUAAUCCUGUUAUUAGCUCCAAACGACACUUGCACACUAUUUAGGUAGAGGAACUUUGGUCCCCACUACUUCCCUGCUGAGAUUAAUGCCCUCAUGGACAUUAAAGCUCCAUUUCGGGUAUAGUACAAAAAGGAGGGUGGCAACUACCGGGGAAAUCAAAACUUCAGUGUUCUGAGGAUGAACACAGACCCAAGGGUGCUGUCACUCCAUGUUUCUGUAUCCAACACAGAGAAUCAGCCAAUGCAGGCACUUCAGCCAGAACUUCAUAAAUUUUAGCAGAAUCAGCCAAAACAGCCGAUUUUCGUUCUACCAAACGGGCUCUACGUUAGUUUUGAACUAUCAGUUAAUCUUCGUGCGUUAAUGUCAAAAUCCUUCAAACAGAUAUAGAUUUUACUAUCAGCCAAGGCAUUAAAGGAACAAUUAAUUUCCUUUAAAAAAUUAAUGCUUAUCCAGUUCGAUCUUAGUCACUUUUCCCAGAUCUUAUAGUUGCAAUUGUUCAAAGCAUCUUCCCGGAGUACGUUGAAUCGACAUAGAAUUUAAGUUCUUUGCGUGAUCGUGCAAUUCUAGCCGGCACCCACACUGGCUGUUGUUGAGGUCGUAAAUGAAUAUAUGACAUCACUCAAUGUUGGUGAGAUUUCGAGAACCUAUCUUAAUUCAGACAGCGUUUCAAAGUUCGAUUGCACGACCGAUUUGAUGACCGAAUUGCAUACACCAGAAUUCUUGAAUAGCAUCAAAUUUUCUGGCGUACCAAAUCAUGAAUUAACGUUAAAGGUAGGAACUCCUGUAAUGCUUUUGUGGAAUAUAGAUCAUUCGAUGGGAUUAUGCAACAGAACUCGCCUUAUUCUAACGAGGUUGGGAGAUCAUAUUUUGGAAGAAACAAUUUUAACUGGUGUAAGUGCUGGCAAAAAAGUAUUAAUUCCAAGAUUGUCUUUGACCCCUUCUGAUUCAAGCUUGCCAUUCAAGUUUCAGCGACGACAGUUUCCUAUUAUGACUUCAUAUGCUAUGACUAUAAAUAAAAGUCAAGGUCAAUCGUUGUCACAUGUAGGAUUGUUGUUAAAAAAAACCGUCUUUACCCACGGACAAUUGUAUGUUGCAGUUUCAAGGGUUACAAAUCGUCAGGGUCUGAAAAUAUUAAUUUGUGAUGAGGUCGGAAGCACCACAGAUAUGACUCAAAAAGUUGUUUUCAAGGAAGUGUUCAACAAUGUGUAGAGUUACAUUAUAGUCAUUUAUGUAACGUUAUUCUCUUUAUCAAUUUCUUUUGUACUUCCCAACGUUUUACGAUACUUAAUCCUCUAUUUGAAAUAAUG
Cuscuta epithymum is the source of this 1637-nucleotide messenger RNA. Lineage: Eukaryota; Viridiplantae; Streptophyta; Magnoliopsida; Solanales; Convolvulaceae. The record is from the annotation of a GenBank genome assembly.